AAUGAUUAUAUUAAUUUUGACACGCCCACUGUCAUGUCUUCCAGCAGAGAAGUCCUGUCCUUGUAUCGUAGGAUCCUGUCACUUGCUCGAGUAUGGAGAGCAACCGUUGAAUCUGACAGUGUGAUAGAGAGGAAAUACAUUAAGGAGGAGGCGAGGAGACUUUUUCACAAAAAUAAAUAUCUGCAAGAUCCUUUGGAGAUAAGAGGGUGCAUUGAAGAAGCAAAAUCAAGAAUAGAUCUAGCUCUACAUUAUAACAAUCCUUAUCCAAGACUGGUCAAUUUCCCACAAACAUUUGUUCCGGCCAGCAAACACAAAAGAGCACAAAAAAGACAAACAAAUCAAUCAAAACCAAUUUAUAUCAACUCACAAGAAUAACAAUAAUAUGUAUACCAGUGUAUUAUGAUAAUAUCUUUUCUUAUCAAAAUUAGUGACGUUAAA
Amphimedon queenslandica is the source of this 438-nucleotide messenger RNA. Its product is annotated as LYR motif containing protein 1-like. Lineage: Eukaryota; Metazoa; Porifera; Demospongiae; Haplosclerida; Niphatidae. Gene Ontology annotation, cellular component: mitochondrion. The coding region runs from base 34 to 375 and encodes 113 amino acids. The transcript has 4 exons. The record is from RefSeq and is a predicted model, not a curated record.